Sceloporus undulatus (fence lizard) is the source of this 3729-nucleotide messenger RNA. It is a transcript of the gene PTPRE, whose product is annotated as protein tyrosine phosphatase receptor type E. Gene Ontology annotation, molecular function: protein tyrosine phosphatase activity. Lineage: Eukaryota; Metazoa; Chordata; Lepidosauria; Squamata; Phrynosomatidae. The record is from RefSeq and is a predicted model, not a curated record. The transcript is spliced from 21 exons. The coding region runs from base 184 to 2268 and encodes 694 amino acids. Gene Ontology annotation, biological process: protein dephosphorylation.
CCGCCCCGAAGAGGCAGCCAGGGGAGCAGGCAAGGCGAAUGCCAAGGCGUUCUCGGCUUGCCAGCCUUGCCACCUCCUCCCCCAAGGAGGGCAUGAAGAGCUGGAGGAGCCCAGUGCUGCUGGUGCUGCUGCUGCUUGUGCUCCUGGGCGAAGAAGCCUAUAGCAUCUUCUUCAAGUGGGUCCAUGAUGGAAUAUUCCAGUUCAAUCUUGCUGCUCUCCAUUAGUUUUCUACACAUUGAUGCAUUACUUGAAAACGGAACUACAGUAUUUAAUGAUACAACAACAAGUCCUCCAAAAGAAAAUGGUCACCCCCAACAUCUGUUGACUUCAGUGCUGAUCUUGAUUCUGGUGUUCAUAAUUUUAAUUCUUUUAGCUGGCUAUUUCUUUAGGUUCAGGAAACACAGAAAAGCAGUGGUGAAUUCCAGUGAUAAAAAAAUGCCAAAUGGAAUCUUAGAAGAACAAGAACAGCAAAGAGUGAUGCUUCUCAGGAGGUCUCCUUCUGGUCCAAAGAAAUAUUUUCCUAUUCCUGUGGAGCACCUGGAAGAGGAAAUACGGAUCCGAGCAGCUGAUGAUGGAAAAUUAUUUCGGGAAGAAUUUAAUUCAUUACCUCCUGGAUAUAUGCAAGGGACGCUUGAGAUGGCCAACAAAGAGGAAAACAGAGAAAAAAACAGAUAUCCCAAUAUACUACCUUAUGAUCAUUCCAGAGUAGUUUUAAUACAGAUAGAUGGAGUUCCAUGUUCAGACUACAUUAAUGCUUCAUACAUCGAUGGUUACAAGGAAAAGAAUAAAUUUAUAGCAGCUCAAGGUCCUAAGCAAGACACAGUAAAUGAUUUUUGGAGGAUGAUAUGGGAACAGAAGUCUGCAACAAUUGUCAUGUUAACAAACGUAAAAGAAAGAAAAGAGGACAAAUGUUACCAUUAUUGGCCUGAUCAAGGAUGCUGGACUUAUGGGAGCAUCCGAGUUUCAGUGGAGGACUGUAUUGUUCUUGUGGAUUAUACAAUUCGGAAGUUCUGUAUUCAGUCACAGGUGUCUGAAGGCUGCAAAGCUCCAAGACUUGUAACUCAGCUUCAUUUCACCAGCUGGCCUGAUUUUGGAGUGCCUUUCACGCCUAUUGGAAUGCUGAAAUUCCUAAAGAAAGUAAAGUCAUUGAACCCUACACAUGCUGGACCAAUUGUGGUUCACUGCAGUGCUGGUGUGGGCCGGACAGGCACGUUCAUAGUAAUAGAUGCCAUGAUUGACAUGAUGCAUGCUGAACAAAAAGUUGAUGUUUUCGAUUUUGUAGCAAGAAUUCGCAAUCAACGCCCGCAAAUGGUUCAGACUGAUAUGCAGUACUCCUUCAUUUAUCAAGCCUUACUUGAAUACUACCUCUAUGGUGACACAGAACUAGAUGUGUCCUCUUUAGAAAAGCACCUGCAGCCAUCACACAACACAACACCAAAUCUCGUCAAAAUAGGGCUAGAAGAAGAAUUUAAGAAAUUGACAAAUGUUCGAAUAAUGAAAGAAAACAUGAGAACUGGUAAUCUACCAGCGAAUAUGAAGAAAGCCAGAGUUAUCCAAAUCAUCCCAUAUGACUUUAACAGAGUGAUUCUUUCCAUGAAAAGAGGUCAGGAAUAUACGGAUUAUAUCAAUGCUUCUUUCAUAGAUGGCUAUCGCCAAAAGGAUUACUUCAUUGCAACUCAAGGACCACUUCCUCAUACAGUGGAAGACUUCUGGAGAAUGGUGUGGGAAUGGAAAUGCCAUACAAUUGUUAUGCUUACCGAAGUUCUGGAGAGGGAGCAAGAAAAGUGUUUUCAGUAUUGGCCAUCAGAGGGCUCUGUUACUUAUGGAGAGAUUACUAUUGAAAUAAAGAGUGACUUACUUGCUGAUGCCAUAAGUGUACGGGACUUUUUGAUUACACAUAAUCAGGAGAAGCCAGGCAGGCUUGUCCGACAGUUUCAUUUUCACGGAUGGCCUGAAAUUGGAAUUCCUGUUGAAGGGAAAGGAAUGAUUGACCUCAUUGCAGCUGUCCAAAAGCAGCAACAGCAGACAGGAAAUCAUCCCAUUACAGUGCACUGCAGUGCUGGAGCUGGAAGAACAGGUACAUUCAUAGCACUCAGCAAUAUUCUGGAGCGAGUCAAAGCUGAGGGGCUCUUAGAUGUAUUUCAAGCUGUGAAGAGUUUACGACUGCAAAGACCACAUAUGGUGCAAACACUGGAACAAUAUGAAUUCUGCUACAAAGUGGUACAAGAUUUCAUUGAUAUAUUUUCUGAUUAUGCUAAUUUUAAGUAAAAACUCCUGCCUUAUUUUUUUUAAUUUAAUCAUCUGUACAGAGAGUUGUAAAUCAUGUUAAUUUAUUUCCAUUGUUGUUGUUGCUGUUUUAUUUUUAUUUUUUUAAAACUCUAAAUGUACAUAUGACCAUGUUUGUUCUGAAUGUCUUCUUUGAUGUAUAUAUAUUCUUCAAGCAGGCUUUCACUCUGAUCCAAGAGACUUUCCAAACAAUUGAACACCUUUCCAAUCAACUGUUGGGUGACAAAUGACAGACUGAUUCCAAACUAUAUCUCCCCAACAGUUGAGCAAUGGGAUUUUAAUUGUUCUGAAAGAUCUCCAUGUGUGCAGCUCCACCUGUUGGAUAAAAGAGGAGAGCUGUACGCACCACACUCAUUUGCACUUGGGGCUCCAUCUUGCAUAAAACCUGAAUGUGGCAGCUGGAUCAAGAUGGUCUUUCAAGUUUUGCAUAUCCAGUGGCCGUGGACUAUAUACUACAGUGUAUACUGUUAUGGAAAUAGGGCACAAUCCAGCCUAUGUUAGGCAUAUUUAAGACUCACUAGUUUCAGUGAGUGUUUUAAGCUUAUGCUUAAUUUUUUCCCAUUGAAAUUUAUGGGAUGUAGAGCCAAGUUCAUGCCUUUGAGUACCAGAGACUCUGCAGCAUUACUAAAGCUAAGCUGGUGUGGAUCUGAUCAGUCCCUUGGAUGGGAGUCCAUGUGGAGCCCAUGGAAGAUGAGGAUGUGAAUAUUUUAAAAACAAAUUAAUGGGACUUCAAAGUGCUUGAUCAUUCUAGAUCGUCAUGCCAAUAUUAUGCCUAAAUGCCUGUGAAAUUGUCUUUUUAUUUCUCAGUUUUAGCAUUCAAACAAGUUAUAAAAUAGCUCCUAAUGUCUAUAAUGCAGAGGAACAACAGUAUACAUGCCAAAUUAGCAUCAUCUUCAACAUGUGAUAAUUAUUUCACUUGGAACAACUUCCACAGUAUGUUCACAUUCGACUAGGAAGUUCUGUAUGAACCCCAUUGCAAUGAAUGUGGCUUACGCAGGGGGAGAAACUGUACCCUCGUACAAAUUGAAUUCAUUUCUCUUCUGUUUGCACAUAACAUUAUGGAAUUUUCAGAUGUGAUGUUUUGAUGUUAUUAUGUUCAUAGCACCUUGCUCCACAUGCAAACCCAUAAUGUGGAGGACUAUUGACUGGAAAACACACAAUUUCAAGUCUGGAAGAUUGUCAGCUGACAUUAUGUAGAUAUAUCUUCAUUUCAACUUUCAACCUACAGUAUACAGCUAAACCCUUUUACUUUGGAGGGGAGUUACUGUUUGCAUCUUUAUUGUUAAGCACAACCCUUUUGGUAGAGUCUAUAAAUACAAAAAUCCCUCAUAGUAACAAUAUGAAAUCUGAAUAUUAAUUUUAAAAAUAAAAUAUUUUUAUUGGCAGGCCUCUAACUAAUUCUCUUUAAAAGCAAGUGGUCACUUAGCACUAUAAUAUAAAUAU